AUGGCGACAGGACUGGCUACUAAACGACUGAUGAAGGAGCUCGCGGAAAUCAAGACAAAAGGAACACCGCCAGGCAUUGUCCUGCUCAAUGCGGUAGCGCUGGACCAAUGGGUGUUUCUGAUAUCAGUAUUAGGAGACGAGACAAUAUACGCAGGGGAGACGUUCGCUUUGAGGUUGAAGUUCCCAAACCGAUAUCCUAUAGACAGUCCGGAAGUCACCUUCUUGGCUGAUGCCGAAUACAUACCUCCACUACAUCCGCACGUCUACUCGAAUGGCCAUAUCUGCGCGUCAAUCCUGGGUGCUGAAUGGUCUCCCGUGCUGAACGCGGUCGCUGUAUGUAUCACCAUGCAAUCCAUGCUCGCAUCCAAUAAGAAGAAGGAGAGACCAGAAGGCAAUGACCGAUAUGUCCGAAGUGCACCGUCAAAUCCCAAGCUCACACGAUGGCAAUACGACGACGAUACAGUUUAG
Dioszegia hungarica is the source of this 468-nucleotide messenger RNA. RefSeq names its product ubiquitin-conjugating enzyme/RWD-like protein. NCBI's taxonomy places the organism in Eukaryota, Fungi, Basidiomycota, Tremellomycetes, Tremellales, Bulleribasidiaceae. The record is from RefSeq and is a predicted model, not a curated record. The coding region runs from base 1 to 468 and encodes 155 amino acids. The transcript is spliced from 8 exons.